This is a messenger RNA of Amphibalanus amphitrite, 1409 nucleotides long. RefSeq names its product nuclear factor related to kappa-B-binding protein-like. Gene Ontology annotation, cellular component: Ino80 complex. The transcript is spliced from 8 exons. The coding region runs from base 87 to 1409 and encodes 440 amino acids. Gene Ontology annotation, molecular function: protease binding. The record is from RefSeq and is a predicted model, not a curated record. NCBI's taxonomy places the organism in Eukaryota, Metazoa, Arthropoda, Thecostraca, Balanomorpha, Balanidae.
CGCUUGCCAACCGAAAUUUAUCAAAUGGUGCCAAUCUGGCGCAGACUACAAUUUUAUAAGGCUGUGUGGCCGGACGACGCGGGCUAAUGGCCGGACCGGCCGAGUGGCUGAGACUGAACGGCCAACUGGUGGCCGUUCCCAGUGUGGUCUGCGAGCGGCGGCCCGCCUUCGACGCCGCGCUCAGCCGCGCUGCCUGGGACGCGCUGGCCGAGCCGCAGCGCGACCACCUGCGGACGCUGCUACCCUCCUUUCCGGGAGACGAUGAUGGCAAGGAGCAGGAGGAGACACUUCGCCGACUGUUUGCCGGGGAGAACUUUCGGUUCGGUAACCCGCUGGACCAGUUCUUCUCGCUGCUGCACGACGGUCGGCUGACGGACCAGAUCCACUCGCUGCGGAGACUUACCGCCGAGACGCGCCAACGCGACGCAAAGGUAUGGCAGCAGAACUACAUGGACAACCUGCUGAGAGAGCUGGUGACGAAGCGGAAGCAGUUGUUGGACGCGGCCGUCAAAACGCCCCCGGAUGUUCCCAUAACACUGCCGCCCGCAAAGAAAAAGUGUCGGCGAGCCGUGCUGGAGCAGCGCGCCCGCAAGCGUUACUUCCGAGAGCUGGAGCUGGCGCGGGCAGAGGCCGGCUGUCCGGCCGACGAGCUGUCUCCGGACGAAAACUAUCCAGAAGGUCCGCCACCGGUGUUAUCACGGAAGCAGCAGCGCCACCUCACUAAACUGGAAGCUACGCUGGGCGGCGAGCACGUGCCGGUGGCGGCCACGAGCAGCCGGCUGACGACCCGCGGACCCCACCUGGUCGAGCACGCCUCGCCCGAGGAUAACCCGUACCAGGUGGCCGAGGCGCGGCUGGGACAGCUGCUGAAGCAGCAUCGGAAGCGCCGCGCCCGCGGACAGGUGCCUGCGGUCAGCGCGCGCGACCGUCAGCGACUGGACCUGCAGUCGCUGCUGAAGCGCUCCUCCCCGGCUGGUCAUUCCACCGACUCUGACUCGGACACAGCCGCUGUCGCCGCUCCCUCGAGGGCCGUGACCGCCACCGUCGUCAAAAAGUCCUCCACGCCUCCCCCGGCUCCUCCUCCGGCGCCGCCGCCUCCAUCUACCGUCAUCGCUCCCGCCCCAACCCCUACCGCCACCACCACCUCUGCCACCGCCGCCUGCUGGCAGUCCGCCGCGCUCGGCCAGAAAACACACACCAGCUUCUUCUCCCUGCUCCGUGACGUUCUGUGCUCGGACCCGGCCGACCGGCUGGCCGAGACGAGCGUGUACAGCGCGGUGACUGCCUGGCAGCGCUCGCCGAUAGCGGCGCUCAAUGACUGGUACGGCCGGGAGAGCAGCUGGGUGGAGGCGCUCGGGUCGGCGCUGGCCUUCCUGUCGGGAGAAGUGAGAGGUGUGCAACUGAUGUGA